Acaulospora morrowiae is the source of this 219-nucleotide messenger RNA. The record is from the annotation of a GenBank genome assembly. NCBI's taxonomy places the organism in Eukaryota, Fungi, Glomeromycota, Glomeromycetes, Diversisporales, Acaulosporaceae.
AAUUUGAAGAUAGAAAAAGUUGAACUUACUUCUGAUCACAAUAAUAAAACAAUUGAUUCUGAGGAAGAAACAGAAAAUAAGAGUAAAAAACAAAAACUCAAUGAUUCUAUAGCAAUUCAAUUUAUAGUUUUAUUAACUGAUAUGGCCACAGAUAUCAAUUACGAUUUCAAAUUAUUGGAGAUUUCAGAAACUAUCAGAAAAGCUAUUAAGGAGAUGUGA